Striga asiatica is the source of this 441-nucleotide messenger RNA. Lineage: Eukaryota; Viridiplantae; Streptophyta; Magnoliopsida; Lamiales; Orobanchaceae. The record is from the annotation of a GenBank genome assembly.
AUGGAAUUUGGUGCGGUUGAAGUUGAAGUUAGGUUGUUUGUGUUGGUGAGGCGUGAGUUUAGGAAGUUGACGCGUUUUUCGUCGAGGGAGAGUGAGUCGAGGAAGGACUGGCUGCUGAGCUGGAGUUGGCUGACGUGGUACAGAGGGAGUUCCAGUGGAGGACGUUUAUUAGCUUCUGCAAGAGUCGCAUUGAAGUUCCUGCUAGCAAGAGAGAGAAGAGUAGAAAGCAGAGCAGUCGAACUAUUUGGUGCUGCUGUUAUGUUUUUGGGCACAAGGGCUGUGGAAUUUAAAAGUAAGGACACGUGUCACAGGAUGGAGAGUAGAAAAGAUGGUACAAUGCUAGCGAAAAAAAUUAUUCAGUUGCUGGGAUCCACCAUUAGCAGUGGGACUCAGCUUCGUUCAGUGCAAGUCCCCUUCGAUAUGUGGUUCCAAAACCUAUGA